AAAAUGUUGAGCGCAGAAAUUAGCGACAUCAAGUUCAUAUACAAUGUGCUCAAAAUAUUGUGCCAUCAAGAGUUUGCAGUGGUUCAGCCGAUGGAGGAGGGUUUGAAGAUAACGCUGAGUGACAACAAAUGCUCGGAGACUUCGAUUUACAUCCCACAGAGCGCUUUCAGCACCUACAAGAUUCAGGACAAUUCCGAUGUUAAAUUCAAAGUGAGCCUGAAGGUGCUCACCGAGUGCUUGCACAUUUUUGGAGAUGAGGGCCAUUCCAUGCUGAAAAUGUCUUACAAGAAACUAGGGGAUCCUCUGAUUCUAAUGUUGAAGCAGAGCGAUGAGAAUAUAAUUGUUGAUUGUGAGCUGAGCACGAUGGAUGCAGACGAAUUCGUUGAUAUCAGUUUAGCUGAUGAAUGCAACAUGAACAACAUUGUUUUGGCUGGGGAUAGUUUCUUCGACAUCAUCAGUGAUCUUGAUAUGCUCGCCGAUGACAUACAAUUCGUGAUCAGCAACAAGGCUCCUUACUUCCAGAUCACCACAACCAGUGUUUUGGGCAUCUCUCACGUGGAUAUCUCCAAACAUUCCGAUAUGGUGAAUGCCUUCAACUGCAAGAGCGAUUUCAAAGAGAAGUACUCCUUCAGCAUAUUCAAGCAACUGAUCAAGAUCAUGGCUCUGGCUUCGAAGAUCUCCAUCUCGACUGGCAACUCUGGCCUGCUGGGCUUCCAGAUCAUCAUCAAUUCAGAUGACAGACAGUUGUUUGUCGAGUACUAUGUCACUGCUCUCAUCAAUGACAGUGAUGACUGAGUGAGCGAAAGAUCCCUGAUGAGGGCAGCCUGCACAACCGCCACCAAAACAGCAACAACGACAACAGCACCCUUCGA
Messenger RNA from Nicrophorus vespilloides, 872 nucleotides. Its product is annotated as cell cycle checkpoint protein RAD1-like. Gene Ontology annotation, cellular component: checkpoint clamp complex; nucleus. Lineage: Eukaryota; Metazoa; Arthropoda; Insecta; Coleoptera; Silphidae. The record is from RefSeq and is a predicted model, not a curated record. Gene Ontology annotation, biological process: DNA damage checkpoint signaling; DNA repair. Gene Ontology annotation, molecular function: 3'-5' exonuclease activity.